Messenger RNA from Macrosteles quadrilineatus (aster leafhopper), 1493 nucleotides. Its product is annotated as phosphoglycerate kinase-like. Gene Ontology annotation, cellular component: cytosol. The transcript has a single exon. Lineage: Eukaryota; Metazoa; Arthropoda; Insecta; Hemiptera; Cicadellidae. Gene Ontology annotation, molecular function: ATP binding; phosphoglycerate kinase activity; ADP binding. Gene Ontology annotation, biological process: glycolytic process; gluconeogenesis. The record is from RefSeq and is a predicted model, not a curated record. Bases 179 to 1426 code for a protein of 415 amino acids.
AAUACAAAUGUCUGAAAAACCUAAAUAUUUGUGGGUGAUUUGUACAUUUUGUUAGUUUUUAUUCUUUAAACCUUGUGCUCCAGAGGUAUUUUGAAAAAAAAAACUUAAUUUAUGACUACAAAUAUCUUUGAUGAUACAAUUACUCAUAGCAUACCGGUAAUUGUUUUAAUUGGAUUUAAUGGCGUUGAACAAGUUAACCAUUGACAAACUUUCUUUGGUAGGAAAGAGGGUGUUUAUGAGAGUUGAUUUCAAUGUACCUUUGAAAGAUGGUAAAGUGACCAAUAAUCAACGCAUAGUGGCUGCUUUGGAGAGCAUUCGAUAUGCACAAAACAAAGGUGCAAAAUCAAUAGUACUGGCUUCUCACUUGGGCAGGCCAAAUGGUAUGACAAAUCUCAAAUACUCCUUGUUUCCUGUGGCUGAAGAGCUAAAGAAAUUAAUGAAUUCAGAAGUUGGAUUUCUUAAGGACUGUGUCGGUCAGGAAGUUGAAAAGGCUUGUGCUAAUCCAAAAAGUGGAUCAUUAAUUCUUCUUGAAAAUUUACGUUUUCACGUUGAAGAAGAAGGGAAAGGAAUUGAUUCUGAUGGUAAAAAAGUUAAAGCCAUGCCAGAAGAUGUAAAACUCUUUAGACAAUCAUUGAGAAAACUAGGUGAUGUUUAUGUAAACGAUGCAUUUGGAACAGUGCACAGAGCUCACAGUUCUAUACUUGGGGAAGGGUACACAGAACGAGCUGCAGGAUUUCUGUUAAAAAAGGAACUCACUUAUUUUGGGAAAGUUUUAGAGACACCUGAGAAACCUUUUCUGGCAAUCCUCGGAGGAGCAAAAGUAUCAGAUAAAAUUUUGCUUGUAGAGAACCUUUUGAUGAAAGUCCAAGAAAUGAUAAUUGCUGGUGGAAUGGCAUUUACUUUCCUCAAAGUACUCAACAACAUGGAAAUAGGUGCUUCACUAUUUGAUCCAAAAGGUGCUGAGAUUGUGAAUAAUAUAAUGGGUAAAGCGAAGGAAAGAAAUAUUCAAAUUCAUCUUCCAAGUGAUUUUGUAACUGGUGAUAAAAUGUCAGACAACGCAAAUAUUGGGACUGCCACCAUCAAGAGUGGUAUAGACAAAAAUAUGAUAGGCUUAGAUAUCGGACCAAAGUCUUCUGAGGACUUCAAGAAAGUUAUAUUAAGGGCUAGAACAGUAGUUUGGAAUGGUCCACCAGGUGCUUUUGAGAUCGAUAACUUUUCAAGAGGUAGCAAGGCAAUGAUGGAUGCUGUGGUUGGUGUAACGCAGACUGGAGCAACAACAAUCAUCGGAGGAGGAGACACAGCUACUUGUGCGGCCAUGUUCAACACAGAAGACAGAGUCAGUCAUGUGUCUACUGGGGGUGGAGCCAGCUUGGAACUGCUGGAGGGUAAAACCCUGCCUGGCAUUGCAGCCCUCAGUGAUGCUUGAUUGCAGUUGAUGGAUUGGCAACAAGUAAAUUGGAUAGUUGAAGGAAAUAUAAAUUAUCUAAUCUUAA